CACAUAAAAUAUGCUAAUUGCUGUAGGCAAUUUCUUAUAUAAGCCUCUUUCAUUCUUGAAGUUUAAAGUAGUUCUUUGUUAAUCUUUUGCUGAAUAAGUCUAGAAGUUUUAAUCCCUAAUCAUGUUCAAAUAUAUUGCCAUUCUUUUCUUCAUUGGCUUCGUUGCCACCGUUCCAAUCCGUAUUGAUGAUGAAGAAGCAUCAGCAUCAACAUCAACAACAACAGUGAUCCCAGAAAUUUCCAUCAUAAGAUCAGAAUCCAACCAAGAUGCUGAUGGUUCAUACAACUUUGUCUUUGAAUCCAGUGAUGGUAGCUUCAGGGAGGAGAAUGCUCAAGUUAUCAAUGCAGGAACCGAUGAAGAAUCAAUCAAGGUUACAGGAUCAUACAAAUACACCGAUGCCAAUGGUCAGGAAGUUCUUGUGACUUAUACCGCUGAUGAAAAUGGAUUUGUCCCUGUUGGUACAAUUAUCGCCAAGGAAAUCUCUGAUAAUGCCUUGGCUGCUAAGGAUCUACCAAAAGUAGAGAAGGAACCAGCUGCAGAAAAAGAAGAAGAAUCUAAAACUGAAGCAUCAAACUAAAAACCGAGACGAUAAUAAUUUAGUGAUAAAUAAGUGAAAAAUGUUAGAUUUAUGAUUUCUGUGAAAUAAAAUUUAAAAAAUUAA
Molecule: messenger RNA, 661 nt
Organism: Eupeodes corollae
Lineage: Eukaryota; Metazoa; Arthropoda; Insecta; Diptera; Syrphidae
Product: endocuticle structural glycoprotein SgAbd-9-like
Exons: 2
Coding region: 122-577 (151 amino acids)
Cellular component (GO): chitin-based extracellular matrix
Molecular function (GO): structural constituent of chitin-based larval cuticle
Source: RefSeq, a predicted model, not a curated record